AUGUCUCGCACGGAGACCCCGGACUCCAAGGGCACCGUUGCCACGCUAUUCGCGGGCCCCGGCAGUGCCUCCAACUCCUCAUCGUCAGUCAGUGAAAAUGUUGGUUUUCGCUUCGUUUUGGACCGGACCGUUCAAAUGCUCUCCCAUCAUGGGCUCCCGGACUCGGGGCAUUUAUCCGGUCUGCUAUUUGUGCCAGAUCUGUCACCCCACGAUCCAUGUAAACAGACCACGGGCCCAUUCAUUCCAGAAAACGUGACCCGUCACAAGGAUGUCUCGGGGUUCGGCUAUCCCGUCAUUGGUCUGGCGCCAUGGGUUUCCCCAGAGUGUACUCAAUCCUUUCUGGCCGCCAGCCGAGAAGCAGGCACCAAUGCCCUCGUGUUCUUUCAGCCUUCCAGUAAUGAGUCUGGAAUACCGCCACCCCCAAGCUCGGACCAAUGGAAUUUGCAUGAUGAUGAUGAGUGGAUGAUUGACAACAAUUAUCCUAUAUAUGCCGUGCCCGGCCCAGCCGGGGUGACCCUGAUGAACGAACUCGCAACGUUCUCAGACGGGACUAGCCACAAUCAAACUCAUAACGCUUCUGAUACCUCAACAAAGCCGGUACGAAAGUCAGAUACACGCCUUUUUACGAUGCUUGAUGCGGACAAAGCAGCCGCCUCAUCGCCGAGCCUUUGGAGCUUUGUGCUUGCAAUACUGGGAACAAUAUUUGGCUUGACCUUGAUUCUUGUCGUCUUAUAUCGCAUGAUGCAACGGAGACGGCGAGAGGUACUGCGCCAACGAAUCGAAUCAGGCGAAGUGGACAUUGAAUACCUGGCACUUAACCAGAUCAAAGUGCCUGGAGAGCUUGUGGAAAAAAUGCCUCUUUACACCUAUCCAAAUGUAUCAACAACAGACUCAAAGGAUGAAGUACAUGCUGAAGUGGCCGAGGUCGACCCCCGAAGCAAGACUCCCUCGCCAACACCUGAAGAACACGAGCCGACCUCCCGACCUCCUAGAACCCCCACUGGAAUCCGAAAGCCUCAGGCUGCGGUAAUAAACCCAGUGACCGAUGACCAGUCCACAUCAUCUAGUUCCACUCCCAAUCGUUAUCGACUGAGCCACACUCAGACGACCUGUGCAAUUUGCCUCGAUGAUUUUGUUGUUGGAUCGUCCACGGUCCGUGAACUGCCUUGCGGUCACAUUUUCGACCCCGGAUGUAUCGACCCUUUUCUCAUGGAAAAUAGCAGCCUGUGUCCUCUGUGUAAGAAGAGUGUGUUGCCGCUGGGUUCCCUUGAAAUCCCGGUGACGAACCACAUGCGUCCCACACACAAUCCUCUCUUCUCUUCUUUCGUGAACUUUUCUUGCAGUUGCGACAAACGACCAACCGACGACGAAGCCGACAAGAUGGGUGCCCUCAAGUACGUCGAAGAGAUCCAGAAGAAGAAGCAGUCCGAUGUUAUUCGGUUCUUGCUCCGCGUUCGCUGCUGGGAGCUUCGCCAGCUGAACGUCAUCCACCGUGCUUCCCGCCCCUCCCGCCCCGACAAGGCUCGCCGUCUGGGUUACAAGGCCAAGCAGGGUUACGUCGUCUACCGUGUCCGUGUCCGCCGCGGUGGUCGCAAGCGCCCUGCCCCCAAGGGUGCCACCUACGGCAAGCCCACCAACCACGGUAUCAACCAGCUCAAGUACCAGCGUGCCCUCCGCGCCACCGCUGAGGAGCGUGUCGGUCGCCGCUGCGCCAACUUGCGCGUCCUCAACUCCUACUGGAUCAACCAGGACUCGACCUACAAGUACUUCGAGGUCAUCCUCGUCGACCCCCAGCACAAGGCUAUCCGCCGUGAUGCCCGCAUCAACUGGAUCUGCAACCCCGUCCACAAGCACCGCGAGGCUCGUGGUCUCACUGCUACCGGCAAGAAGUCCCGUGGUAUCAACAAGGGUCACCGCUACAACAACACCAAGGCUGGCCGUCGCCACACCUGGAAGCUCCAGAACACCCAGAGCUACUGGCGUUACCGUUAA
Messenger RNA from Penicillium pulvis, 1992 nucleotides. Its product is annotated as 60S ribosomal eL15 domain-containing protein. The transcript has 7 exons. Lineage: Eukaryota; Fungi; Ascomycota; Eurotiomycetes; Eurotiales; Aspergillaceae. Gene Ontology annotation, cellular component: cytosolic large ribosomal subunit; ribosome. Gene Ontology annotation, molecular function: RNA binding; structural constituent of ribosome. Gene Ontology annotation, biological process: cytoplasmic translation. The coding region runs from base 1 to 1992 and encodes 663 amino acids. The record is from RefSeq and is a predicted model, not a curated record.